AUGAAUAUGUUGGAUGAUGAAGAUGACCAAAGCUUUCACGCUACGCGUGACGGCUACUCCCAUUUGAGCGAUGUCGAAUGGGAUGCGGUUGAACGAAUGGGUUCGACCAUGGGCAUCCAUGCUGUUAGCGUCAUGCUAGAGGCUCUCAAUAGAGAUGCCCAACAUGCUACUAUCGCCAAGUUCAUUCAAAAUGAACUUGCGCUGAACGCGAGAAAGUAG
Messenger RNA from Peronospora matthiolae, 219 nucleotides. The record is from the annotation of a GenBank genome assembly. Lineage: Eukaryota; Oomycota; Peronosporomycetes; Peronosporales; Peronosporaceae.